GCUCCCAUUUCAAAACCUCUUCCUCCUCUCCUCGCCGCAGCUCCCACCAUUCCCGCAGACGCCUUGUCCCCUUCCCAGCUUCCCCUCCCCACCCCGCCGCACGUCCGCAAGCCCCACGCCACCGUCAUGUCUCCGACCACCACCCCGCCGCCCGCGCCCGUGGCAGCCCCGACCUCCAAGGGCGCCAAGCGCAGCCUCAUGUCCUCGCUCAUGGACGCCACUGCGCUGCUCCGCUCCUCCUCUUUCAAGGAGGACUCGUACGUCGCGGCCGCGCUCCCGGCGUCCGAGCUCCGCGCGCUCGCCGACCUCAAGGCGCUGCUCGCCACCCACCCGGACCCCAUCUCCAUCUGGGGCGUCCCGCUGAACCCUCGCUCCCCUCCCGCCGCGGCGGACGACGCCGCCCCGGUCGACGAGCGCGCCGACGUGGUGCUCCUCAAGUUCCUCCGCGCGCGGGACUUCCGCGUCCGCGACGCCCACGCCAUGGUGCUCCGCUGCGCCGCCUGGCGCGCCGAGUUCGGCGCCGACGCCGUGCUGGACGAGGAGCUGGGCUUCAAGGACCUGGAGGGCAUCGUCGCCUACAUGCACGGCUGGGACCGCGACGGCCACCCCGUCUGCUACAACGCCUACGGCGUCUUCAAAGACAGGGACAUGUACGAGCGCGUCUUCGGCGACGGCGACCGCCUCGCGCGCUUCCUCCGCUGGCGCGUCCAGGUCAUGGAGCGUGGCGUGCGCGCGCUCACCCUGAGGCCCGGGGGCGUCAACGCCAUCAUACAGGUCACCGACCUCAAGGACAUGCCAAAGCGGGAGCUCAGAGCCGCCAGCAACCAGAUCCUCUCCCUCUUCCAGGACAACUACCCGGAGAUGGUAGCGCGGAAGGUGUUCAUUAACGUGCCGUGGUACUUCUCCGUGCUCUUCUCCAUGAUCUCGCCCUUCCUCACGGAGCGCACCAAGAGCAAGUUCGUCAUCGCGCGCGAGGGCAACGUCGCCGAGACACUCUACAAGUUCAUCCGGCCGGAGCUGGUGCCUGUGCAGUACGGCGGGCUGAGCCGCACCGGUGACCUCGAGAACGGACCACCGAAGCCGGCGUCCGAGUUCACCAUCAAGGGUGGCGAGAAGGUCUUCCUGGAGAUCGACGGUAUCGAGGCCGGUGCAACGAUAACGUGGGAUCUGGUCGUCGGGGGCUGGGACCUCGAGUACGGAGCCGAGUACGUGCCGGCGGCCGAGGACAGCUACACGCUCUGCGUGGAGAAGACGAGGAUGGUCUCGGCCACCGCCGAGGAGCCCGUGCACAAUGCCUUCACGGCUAGGGAAGCCGGCAAGAUGGUGCUGUCCAUAGACAAUUCUGGUUCCCGGAAGCGCAAGGUUGCCGCCUACAGGUACUUCGUGCGCAAGUCGUCGGCGUAGGCAUGCUGAUGUCUUGUGGUGGUCGUCGCGGCCGGCACCUUGCCGGCAGGUAGCCGCGAGGGGGAGGUUAACGUGGAACAACUGGUGAAGUGUUUACUUGGGCUUGUGGGAUUUGGUGGGGAGAGGUCAAGUUAGGCUGUUUAAUUAUUAGUGCUAUAACGACAUGCAUGUAUUAUGCCAUAUGUAGAAUAUAAUGUACUCCGUAAGAGCUGUUGCACUUUUGUCAUCACCACUGUUAUAAAGCUAAUGAUGAGUUAAGUUUUUUGGGCUA
Messenger RNA from Zea mays, 1675 nucleotides. Its product is annotated as patellin-5. Lineage: Eukaryota; Viridiplantae; Streptophyta; Magnoliopsida; Poales; Poaceae. Gene Ontology annotation, molecular function: lipid binding. The record is from RefSeq and is marked provisional.